Molecule: messenger RNA, 1323 nt
Organism: Aspergillus brunneoviolaceus CBS 621.78
Lineage: Eukaryota; Fungi; Ascomycota; Eurotiomycetes; Eurotiales; Aspergillaceae
Product: translation elongation factor Tu
Exons: 4
Coding region: 1-1323 (440 amino acids)
Biological process (GO): mitochondrial translational elongation
Cellular component (GO): mitochondrion
Molecular function (GO): GTP binding; GTPase activity; translation elongation factor activity
Source: RefSeq, a predicted model, not a curated record
AUGUCGAGCCUUGCCAGAACUGCCAACCUCUUGCUGCGCUCCAGCCGGGCGUCUAUGUUGCGUCCCCGUGCUGUCAACCCCAUCCAGCAUGUCUUUGCCAAAGACAAGCUGGCUGCCCGCGGUCUGGCAACUGCUUUCGAGCGUACCAAGCCUCACGUCAACAUCGGUACCAUUGGUCACGUCGAUCACGGCAAGACCACUUUGAGUGCUGCCAUCACCAAGCAGCAGGCCACCAAGGGUCUUGCUAGCUUCCUCGAUUAUGGCUCUAUCGAUAAGGCCCCUGAGGAGCGCAAGCGUGGUAUCACCAUCUCCUCUGCCCACAUCGAGUACGCCACGGAAGCUCGCCACUACUCCCACGUCGACUGUCCUGGUCACGCCGAUUACAUCAAGAACAUGAUCACUGGUGCUGCCAACAUGGACGGUGCCAUCGUUGUCGUUGCUGCUUCCGAUGGUCAGAUGCCUCAGACCCGUGAGCACUUGCUGCUCGCCCGUCAGGUCGGUGUCCAGAAGAUUGUCGUCUUCGUCAACAAGGUCGAUGCUGUCGAUGACCCGGAGAUGUUGGAGCUCGUCGAGUUGGAGAUGCGCGAGCUUCUCACCACCUACGGUUUCGAGGGCGAGGAGACUCCCAUCAUCUUCGGCUCUGCCCUCUGCGCCAUCGAGGACCGUCGCCCUGACAUUGGUGCCGAGAGAAUCGACCAGCUUCUCGAGGCCGUCGACACCUGGAUCCCCACUCCCCAGCGUGACCUUGACAAGCCUUUCUUGAUGUCCGUUGAGGAAGUCUUCUCCAUCCCCGGUCGUGGUACCGUCGUUUCCGGCCGUGUCGAGCGUGGUCUUCUGAAGAAGGAUAGUGAAGUCGAGAUCGUCGGUACCACCAACGAGGUCAUCAAGACCAAGGUUACCGACAUUGAGACCUUCAAGAAGUCCUGCGACGAGUCCCGCGCUGGUGACAACUCCGGUCUCCUUCUCCGUGGUAUCCGCCGUGAGGAUAUCAAGCGUGGUAUGGUCGUUACCGCUCCCGGCAGCGCCCGUGCCCACGACAAGUUCAUGGUCUCCAUGUACGUCCUGACCGAGGCUGAGGGUGGUCGUCGCAGUGGAUUCGGUGUUCAGUACCGUCCCCAGCUGUACAUCCGUACUGCCGAUGAGGCUGCCGAGUUCAGCUUCCCCGACGGUGACCAGACCCGCCGCAUCAUGCCCGGUGACAACGUUGAGGUCGUUGUUAAGACCCUCCGCCCCCUGGCUGCUGAGGCCGGUCAGCGCUUCAACGUCCGUGAGGGUGGCCGCACUGUCGCCACUGGUCUGGUUACCCGUGUGUUGGACAAAUAG